Molecule: messenger RNA, 1811 nt
Organism: Magnolia sinica
Lineage: Eukaryota; Viridiplantae; Streptophyta; Magnoliopsida; Magnoliales; Magnoliaceae
Product: isocitrate dehydrogenase [NADP]
Exons: 16
Coding region: 103-1347 (414 amino acids)
Biological process (GO): isocitrate metabolic process
Cellular component (GO): mitochondrion
Molecular function (GO): isocitrate dehydrogenase (NADP+) activity; NAD binding; magnesium ion binding
Source: RefSeq, a predicted model, not a curated record
CAGAGGUAAAACGAACUCCAUGAUAAAGAAAAGCCGAAAAAUCUCCGGCUCCUGCAUUCUCGUCGCAUUCCGUCGCCGCUUCCUUCGAUCCUACUACAGAAAAUGGCGUUCGAUAAGAUCAAGGUCACGAAUCCCAUCGUAGAGAUGGACGGAGAUGAAAUGACUCGUGUCUUUUGGAAAUCAAUCAAGGAUAAGCUUAUUUUCCCAUUUUUGGAUUUGGAUAUAAAGUACUUUGACCUUGGGCUACCUCAUCGUGAUGCUACUAAUGAUAAAGUUACGAUUGAAAGUGCAGAAGCCACUCUUAAGUAUAAUGUGGCAAUCAAAUGUGCAACUAUAACUCCAGAUGAAGCUCGUGUGAAGGAGUUCAACCUGAAAUCUAUGUGGAAGAGUCCAAAUGGGACAAUCAGGAAUAUUUUGAAUGGUACCGUCUUUAGAGAACCAAUUAUGUGCAAAAAUGUCCCCCGGCUUGUUCCAGGUUGGAAUAAGCCUAUAUGUAUUGGAAGGCAUGCAUUCGGUGAUCAAUACCGAGCAACUGAUACAGUCAUCAAAGGCCCCGGCAAGCUCAAAUUGGUGUUUGAGGGAAAAGAAGAACAGACUGAAUUAGAGGUGUACAACUUCACAGGUGCUGGGGGAGUAGCCCUAUCUAUGUAUAACACUGAUGAGUCCAUCUAUGCUUUUGCAGAGGCAUCAAUGAAUACAGCUUAUGAGAAGAAGUGGCCACUGUAUCUAAGCACAAAAAAUACAAUUCUUAAGAAAUACGAUGGAAGGUUCAAGGACAUAUUCCAAGAGGUGUAUGAAAGUAAAUGGAAAUCCAAGUUUGAGGCUGCAGGGAUAUGGUACGAACAUCGGCUUAUUGAUGAUAUGGUAGCCUAUGCACUUAAAAGUGAUGGUGGUUAUGUCUGGGCAUGCAAGAAUUAUGAUGGAGAUGUACAGAGUGAUUUCUUGGCUCAAGGUUUUGGAUCUCUUGGAUUGAUGACAUCAGUUCUGGUGUGCCCUGAUGGGAAAACCAUUGAAGCUGAAGCUGCACAUGGCACAGUUACACGUCAUUACCGUGUUCAUCAGAAGGGUGGUGAAACCAGUACGAAUAGCAUUGCUUCAAUCUUUGCCUGGUCACGAGGGCUUGCACACAGGGCAAAGUUAGAUAACAAUGCUAGACUGCUGGAUUUCGCUGAGAAACUGGAGGCAGCUUGCGUGGGAACUGUGGAAUCAGGGAAGAUGACCAAAGAUCUUGCACUUAUCAUUCAUGGAUCCAAGAUUACCCGAGAUCAGUAUCUGAAUACUGAAGAGUUCAUUGAUGCAGUGGCAGAGGAGCUGAAAGCAAGGCUGUCAGGCACAUCAAAGUUGUAAACCCCUUGUCACUUGGAUUCACCCAGAAACAUUGUUUUGGUCUGAAUAGGGCAGAUGAAUGCGUUUGUGGCUUUGUGGUGUGUUCAGACAACAGAUUUCGAAAGAAAUGAGAGGAGCCCAGCCGUUUCUGCCCGCAGUGAUCUUUCAAUGAUGUACUGAACUUUCCUUUUUUCAAUUUCUUCAUCUGGAUAUUUCAAUUCCCUUUGGGUAGAAACUGCCUUUUGGGGGAAAGUUGUCAAUCCCUGUAUUCAUAGACAUAAGUUAAUCAUAUUAGUCAUAAUCCCUUGAGGCCACAACCAAAAGAAUGAAAAGAUUAUCCCAAAUGUCUGGAUCAUCGAAUCCAGGUAUGACUGAAGCAAGGAUCCAAAAAUGCCAUGUAAAUGUACCAUGGGUAUGUACACUCAGGGGAGAUGUGGAUGCAAAUGAGCCUCCAUCAAGAAGUUCGGAUUAGAAACUUUAGGCUC